Molecule: messenger RNA, 848 nt
Organism: Limulus polyphemus (Atlantic horseshoe crab)
Lineage: Eukaryota; Metazoa; Arthropoda; Merostomata; Xiphosura; Limulidae
Product: synaptic vesicle glycoprotein 2C-like
Exons: 3
Coding region: 15-848 (277 amino acids)
Biological process (GO): transmembrane transport
Molecular function (GO): transmembrane transporter activity
Source: RefSeq, a predicted model, not a curated record
AAAGAUUUUAUGGCAUGUCCCUCUGGUUUCCGGAGUACAUAAAGAAACUUCACGUUGAAGAGCGCCAAUCAAAGACUGUUGAUGUACAUAAUCAAACGAUUGAGGCUGUAGAAUUUAAUGCCACUCUGGAAAACAUCAACUUCUACGGCAGCCAUUUUCAAAACGUAAGGUUUCAAAGUAUGGUUCUGAGUCAUUGUAUCUUUGUGAACUGCGUCUUCGUGAAUUCCACGUUUGAUAAAGUACGCUCUAGCAAAACGUUUUUUCGCCAUUCAGAAUUUUUUGGUACUUGCUUCAUCGGUACGGACUUCCAUGGCUAUCGUUUCCAAGACUGCAAUCUCCACGACUCCGUUUACGUCAACACAAAACAAGGAUGCACCAUUGACUUUGAUGUCAACUUCAACCUCCGGACAAUUUUUUUAGAGAAUCUCUUUGCACAGUUAGCGAGUGUCCCUGGAAUUGUUAUUUCUUCGUGCCUUCUGGAUCGUCUGGGCCGAGUGAAAACAUUAGGUACAUCAUUGUUUCUAACCAGUCUUAGUGCAUUCUUCAUCUGGUUCUUGGAGUCGAAAGCUUCUGUUAUUGUAUUUGAAAGUGUCUUCUGUUUCAUUUCCAUAUCUGGAUGGAAUGCUAUUGAUAUCAUCACCACAGAGAUUUAUCCCACCCAUAUCAGAACAACGGGUUACGGAUUUUUAAGCUCCGUAAGUCGAUUUGCGGCCAUUUUAGGAAACCUCACAUUCGGCACGUUCAUUAACACAAGUAAAGCCGGGCCUAUGUUAACGACUGCCGCGGUUCUUCUAGUUGGUGGUAUUACUUCACUCCAACUACCAGAAACAAGAGAUACUUUUAUGUGA